AUCAACAGACAUUCACAUUCAUUUUAAUACAUCGAAUUAACGACAUUUAUUCAUAUUUCACUUUCUUAAAAUCGGAAAUUUAGCAUUUUCACAACUUUUUUUACAGAAGAUACAUUUUUUUUAUUUUUUUUUAAUAAUACAUUUUCGGUUAAAUUAGAAUCGGUUCAGUAUUUUGUUAUUGCUUGAAACUAAAAUAUAAAUCAACGUGAUGUCUGUAUUUCAUAACCUGGAGCCAUAUCAUCACGAUUAUUACUUAAAUUCGCCGUCAUUGCUAUCGUCACCAUCGUCAGUCAGUUCAAUGAAUACAGAUGGAAAUAUUCAUUUGUACGGUAGCACAAUGAGCUCACCGAUGUCAGGCAAUAUGUCACCAAUAUCGAACAGUAUGUCACCGGUUUCGUCGAGUGAUAGCAGCAGUGCAUAUCAUUUUCAACAGUUGCAAAUAUCAUCGAAUGCCAAUGAAUACUUUGUGAAUACGAUGAACACAAAAAUGGAUGAACCAUUUUUAGAGAUAAUGGAACAGCCCAUCGAUAAGUUUCGGUUUCGUUAUAAAUCCGAAAUGCAUGGAACUCAUGGUAUGCUCACCGGACAACAUUCGAAAAAAACAUUUCCAGCCGUUCGUCUACGUAAUUUCACCGGUGAAGCAUUGAUACGAUGCUCAUUGUAUCAGAUUUGGAAACCGGGCCAUGAACUACCGUUUCCCCAUUCGCACAGUCUGGUCGUUCGUUGUGGUAACGAUGAUAAAAAAGAUCCACACGAAGCGAUGGUAUCACAAUUACAUGGAUACAAAGCAACAUUUCAAGGAAUGGGAAUCAUACAUACGGCACGAAAGCACAUUGAAGACGAAUUAUAUGAUAAAUUGGUGGGUCGGGCUGAAUUCGAAAAGGGAUGUGAUCUAACCAAACCCGAAAAGGAUCUGUUACGAUCAAAAGCAAAAAAACAUUCCAAUGAUAUGAAUUUGAAUCAGGUGUCAUUGUGUUUCGAAGCAUAUGAACGUGUUAAUGGUAAAUGGAUGCGAUUGUGUGAACCUAUUUUUUCAACGCCCAUAAACAAUUUAAAAAGUGCAUUGACGGGAGAAUUGAAAAUAAGUCGCAUGAGUUCGGUCAUUGGAAGUGCAGCUGGAAAUGAUGACCUUUUCAUAUUUGUCGAAAAAGUUGGAAAAAAAAAUAUAAAGGUUCGAUUUUUUGAACAAGAUGACGAUCAAAUCAUUUGGGAAGAUUGGGGAAAAUUCACGGAAGCCGAUGUUCAUCAUCAAUAUGCGAUCGCAUUAAAAACACCACCAUAUCGUGAAGUCAGCAUUGAUGAAAGUGUAAAAGUUUAUAUUCAACUGUAUCGACCGGGUGAUGAAGCCAUUAGUGAACCAGUUGAAUUUCGAUACAAACCAUGUGUCAACUUCAAUUUAAAUAUGAAUCGAAAACGACCACGAGUUGCCUCUUUUUACGAUUCCGACAUACCAGUGGUCGUGGCAGAAAAUGCAUUUGUUCGCAAUCCGUCGGACAGUUAUGUGCCACAAAUGGAUAAUACGAGCAAUGACACUGACAUCGAUCAAAUAAUAUCCGAUCUUUUCAGCAACAGUCCAAAUGAACUUCUUGAUCCAGAAGAAUUCACCUCACUACUGCAACAAUUGAAUGAGAAUCCAAAUUGUGCGAGCAGCGAAGAAAAUUCCGAAUUUGAUAAGCUUGCAAAAGAUUCGGUCAGCAUUGAUGACGAUCAUUCAAAUGCAUCAUUAUCAAAAGAAGAGAAAUGGAUUGCACAAUUUCUCAACAAAAUUAAUCCAUUGAUUAAGGGCCACAAUGUCACCAAUUCAAGAGUUUGUCGAAAAUUCUUCGAAUUUAUAUUCCAAAGGGUUCUUUUCAAUGGCAAUAACAUUAUGCACAUUUGUGCAAAAAGUGAUGAUCUCAAGCAAAUGAAUUGUAUUUGGGAAAUUAUACAUAAAUUCCAAUUAUACGAUUUGUUGGACAUACGAAAUUACAAUAAAGAAACUUGUGCACAUUUCGCUAGCGCAAUGAAUAAAACAAGUGUACUUGAAGAGCUCAUCAAAUAUGGCAUCGAUUUGAAUGCCGUCGAUGCGGAUGGUAAUACAGCUCUGCAUAUUGCAAUUCGUGAAAAAAAUGACGAUUGUGUUGCGGUCAUCAUGAAUAGCAGCUCAAACAAAUGGGGAAAAGAGGUCGAAAUUAAUUUGAGUAUACUAAAUGAUUCCGGUUUUACACCGUUGCACAUGGCAUCGAUGACAAAUAAUGUGAACAUUGUUAAAAUGUUAGACGUAAAAUCGGCACAAAUGAAAAAACCAAUAUUCGAUGAUGUAGAGGGAAAGCAUGGAAAUAAUGCGCUACAUAUUGCAAUCGAAUCGGACGCUCACAAUGUGGCCGAAUAUUUAAUACAAAAUAAAUGCAUAAAUCCAUCGAAAGUAAACAAAUCCAAUCAUACGGCAUUGUACUUGGCACGCGUGGCGAAUUCAAUGGAUUUGGUAAAUUUGAUGCAACGAUAUAUUUCAGUCGAUAACGAACAGUCGAUGGAUGAUGAUGACGACGCAAGCUCAAAAGAUUCGUUUGAAUCACAAGAAAUAAACAAAACAACGACUGAGGCCAAGCAAACGAGCGUUAUCGUUAAAACUGAAUCAUGCAAAUUGCAAGAGAGACAAGAUGCAAAGAAAUUUGAUAAACAAUGUCUUGAUGAACUGUGCGUUAUAUUUAACAAGAAUGAUAAAUGGAAAUCGAUUGCGAUGAUUUUGGGCUAUCAAGACUGCGUGGAAUCAUGGCAAAAAUCUCGAAAUCCAACCAGAAUUCUACUCACCUAUGCAGAGUCGUUGAAAGUGUCCAAAGAAACUAUCGUUGAUAUUUGUGUGCAACUUGGUGAAAAAAAUGCCGUGAAUUGUAUAGAUGAAUGGAAAAAGGGGGUUUAAACGUUGAAUGCUUAUCGCUUUGCUUCAACAAGAUUAUCGCCGCUGUUGAUGACGCUGUUUAUUCCGUUUCUGAAAACAAAAGUCCCUUCGAUGGGAGCUCAUCAUGUUUAGGAAUAGUUUAAAAUAAGGGAAACCACCAGGUUCAAUUGAUUUUUUUCUUUAUAUACUUUAUUUACUUCGAACUACAAAAAUGUGUUUUUUUUAUUCAUUCUUUUUUACAUCAGAUUAAUUUUUUUUUUGUUUCUGCAUUUAUUGUUCUCACCUUAAAACUAAUUGAACUAAAAAAUAAAACAAAACGUUUCUAUA
Messenger RNA from Contarinia nasturtii (swede midge), 3205 nucleotides. RefSeq names its product nuclear factor NF-kappa-B p110 subunit-like. Gene Ontology annotation, molecular function: DNA binding; protein binding; DNA-binding transcription factor activity. The coding region runs from base 209 to 2899 and encodes 896 amino acids. The transcript is spliced from 10 exons. Gene Ontology annotation, cellular component: cytoplasm. Gene Ontology annotation, biological process: regulation of DNA-templated transcription; canonical NF-kappaB signal transduction; cellular response to stress. The record is from RefSeq and is a predicted model, not a curated record. NCBI's taxonomy places the organism in Eukaryota, Metazoa, Arthropoda, Insecta, Diptera, Cecidomyiidae.